Thlaspi arvense is the source of this 612-nucleotide messenger RNA. Lineage: Eukaryota; Viridiplantae; Streptophyta; Magnoliopsida; Brassicales; Brassicaceae. The record is from the annotation of a GenBank genome assembly.
AUGUUCAGACAAACUUCCCGCCUCCUCUCCCGAUCUGUUGCCGCCGUAUCCUCGAAAUCGGUGACGGCUCGUGCCUUUUCAACGGAACUUCCAUCGACGAUCGAUUCGACUUUCGUCGAGGCAUGGAAGAAAGUCGCCCCGAACAUGGACCCGCCGCAGACUCCUUCUUCCUUCAUGAAACCUCGUCCUUCUACUGCUUCUUCGAUUCCGACGAAGCUCACCGUCAAUUUUGUCCUCCCUUACGCAUCUGAGCUUGCCGGAAAAGAGGUCGACAUGGUCAUCAUCCCCGCGACAACAGGACAAAUGGGAGUUUUGCCCGGACACGUUCCAACAAUCGCUGAGCUGAAACCCGGUAUCAUGUCCGUUCACGAAGGCACUGACGUGAAGAAAUACUUCGUGAGCAGUGGUUUCGCAUUCCUCCACGCGAACUCCGUCGCUGACAUAAUUGCUGUCGAGGCCGUGCCGCUUGAGAACAUUGACCCUAGCCAAGUCCAAAAGGGUUUAGCUGAGUUCACACAGAAACUUGCUUCUGCAACAACAGAUCUUGAGAAAGCAGAGGCACAGAUUGGUGUCGAAGUUCACAGUGCUAUGAACGCAGCUCUCUCGGGCUAG